Molecule: messenger RNA, 1854 nt
Organism: Penicillium psychrosexuale
Lineage: Eukaryota; Fungi; Ascomycota; Eurotiomycetes; Eurotiales; Aspergillaceae
Product: putative glutamine rich protein
Exons: 2
Coding region: 1-1854 (617 amino acids)
Source: RefSeq, a predicted model, not a curated record
AUGUCAAAGAAGCCAAGCAAUGAGGCGAGGGCCGGGGGACUUCCCGCCCAGGUGGUGCCCGAACCGACUGCACCUCCUGCGAUAGCACAACCCUCUCCUGCUUCAGAGUCAAUGUACCCUGCUCUUCCUUCUCUCUCGGAAGAGUCUUCCUCGGGGCCAUCUACUCAGGAUGUUAACAACAAGGACGCUGACGGGGAUACAGACAUGGGAUAUAAAGACUUCAGUCAUAAGGACCGUGUGAAGCUGGUCCAGGCGAUCCUCAGUGCUCAAAAAGACCCAUCCGAAAUUAGGCGUGCGUGGGAAAACGCGAUGCCUCAGAAUACGAGCGUCAAGUACAAGGAACUGAAAUUCAUUCUUCAUCCUGACAGGUAUCCAGAUCCAGAGAUGAAGAAAAAGGCAGAUGCGGCUUUUGGAUUGGUACAGUGGGCCGAAACAGGGUCCGCGCGACUCUUCCCAGGAGAAAUCAACAAGAACGACCAAUUCUAUCAGGGAGCAGCUGCAGCUAAGCUACACGUUGAAGGAGAGCUCUCUCCAUAUCAUAGAAAGCUUCAUACCGAUGCAACUGGUACCCUGAGAGUCCUUUACUCCGGAGUCCAAGAGGACCCAAGACUUGAUAUCAAGAGCGCAGCUUACCCGGAGAACAUCAAAGCUUCUGUGAAAACUCUCGACGAUGCGAAUGCAUACAUGAGAAAGAAGAACAUCGAGGGAGGAAAAGAUACAGACCUUAGGAUUAUUCGUUAUAACAGCUUAUUAGGGCAAUGGAGAGUAGCCGCUCUUCAACCAGAACUGAAGCAUCUCAUAAUGCAAGCCGUCGAACAGUUCUGCCAGGCGCAAGGAUACCCAAGUGAAUGGGCAGACUUAUCUCGUACAGCUACCAACUCGGCGGAAGGUUCUCAGAGAGGACCAGCAGCACAAGCAUCUCAGUCACUAUUGGCAGCACAAGCAUCUCAGCCAGGAUCGGCACCACAAGCAUCUCAGUCAGGAUCGGCACCACAAACAUCUCAGCCAGGAUCGGCAGCCCAAGCAUCUCAGCCAGGAUUAGUACCACCAGGAUCUCAGCCGGGGCUGGUGCCACAAUCGACCAAGUCAAUGGGGCUUCAGCUACAUCAUACAUCUGCAGGAGGUCCAACACGCACAAUUACAUUAAUACCACGAAAGGUCAGCCGUUUGAUCAAUCCUGGUUAUACCUCUACCGGGGAAAAAAUUCAAAUGGUGCAGUCUCUUGGAAAGGUCGGCGCACGGUUCGUGACUGAGGAUGCAAACGGCAGAGUACGUCUUGUGUCAAGUGCAGCAGCUGGAGGCCACAUAGCUAUUGAAGGGGCAAAAUCUGUCGGUAUUCCUUACACCAUGAGAGGCGAAGAAGAAGUGAGGGACCUCAGUGACCACAUUCGGAGUAGCAAAAAUUGCGAGCACGGCCUGAAGUGGGUCGCAGUUAGGGAAAUAAGCCCUACACGCGAUAGAUGUCCAUAUAUCGUCGUUGGAUUCUAUUAUCAAGGGAAUGACGGGAACUUUGAGGGUCCGGUUGGCCUCUCAAGAUCAUCACUGAAGAAGGUUCUCUCGGCAAAGGAAGCGGACAGAAUGAUUACGGAGGCUAUGGGCUUUGAUCCUGAUAUCUGCUUAGAGGAUGCUAUAUCGGGACUGUCUGGCCUGACGUUAAAGCCCAAGAGAUACCAGUCACAGCGUGGGAUAUUGGGCUUACCUAGUACAGGAGAUGCCAACUACUUCCCUCCCAUGCAACAACAAAUUGAAGCCGGUUCCAGCGUACCCCAGAUGCCGCAAUUCCCGCAAUUCGGACAUAGUAAUUCGCAAAAUGGUCUGCCGAUAAGCACACAGCAACCGCUUAAUAUGCAGUAA